AUGCCCGCACAGCCAAACGUCGACAAAUCAAAGUUCUGCCAUUUCCACAAAGGCCACGGGCAUAACACCGAAGAAUGCAUCCACCUGAAAGACGCGAUAGAAAUAUUAAUCCGAGAAGGACACCUGAAGCAGUACGCGAAGAAGCAAGAGGCCGCCAAGGAAGCCAAACCAGUCGUCGAGGAAAAACCAGCAGAAGAUACGCCCGCCAUGCAAGUGGCCAUGAGUAUCACCAGACCGGGAGACUUUUACCUCUCCGACUGGGCUAGGGUGUCUUCCACCCCCUCUCCUCACAGCCCAUGGGAAUUCUUCCCUUCCGCCAUGGUCAUCUCCGGAGGAGGAUUCAGCAAACUCACUGUCGGAUCCGUAAAACGCAAGUUCGACGAGCUAAUUUCAGCGAAUUCGAGCAAAGCUGCUACUCUCGACCUCGCCAAGGGCAGCUCAUCCCCCAUAUUAUUCUACAUGGAAGAACUAUCGGGCGGAGCACCCAACCCGACCAUUCCCCUCCUUAUCCGGGCUCGAAUGGCCAACUUUGACGUGCGCCGCAUAUUGGUCGAUCAAGGGAGCUCGGUGGAUAUCAUGUACUCCUAG
Molecule: messenger RNA, 588 nt
Organism: Vicia villosa (hairy vetch)
Lineage: Eukaryota; Viridiplantae; Streptophyta; Magnoliopsida; Fabales; Fabaceae
Exons: 1
Coding region: 1-588 (195 amino acids)
Source: RefSeq, a predicted model, not a curated record